AUGGUUCAAUUGACCGUGGUGGGCUCUUUAAACUACGAUUUAGUUUCCUAUACAGAUAGAAUCCCAGCUGGUGGUGAGACUUACGCUGGUCAAAGCUUUGAGACACAUACCGGUGGUAAAGGUUUAAAUCAAACAAUUUCAUUAGCAAAAUUAUCACCUCAUGUAUCAGAUUCAAAUUUAAAAGUUCGUAUAAUUGGGAAAGUUGGUCAAGAUGCUUUUGGUAAAGAAUUAAUUGAAGAAUUGACCAAGGAAGGUGUUGAUGUGUCAAAUGUAGAAGCUAUUGAAGGUGAAAGAUCUGGGGUAGCUGUCAUUAUUGUUGAAAAAAAUUCUGGUGAAAAUAGAAUAUUAAUUACUGCUGGUGCUAAUGGUAAAGCUCAUUAUUCAAAUGAUGAAUUAGUUCAAUUGUUUCCAAAAGAUUUUGGUAAGGAAGUUGUUGUUUUCCAAAAUGAAAUUCCUGGUACUUUAGAUACAAUUAAAUGGCUAAAGGAAAAUAGACCACAAGCUGAAGUUGUUUACAAUCCAUCUCCUUAUAAUUCUCAAAGCUCAGAAAUCAUUGAUAAAGUUGAUAUAUUAGUUGUUAAUGAAGGUGAAGCUUUAGAUAUUGCAAAAGAUAUUUUACCUAUAGAUGAAUUUAAAAAUUUUGAACAAGAAAUUGAAUCCAAUGAAAUCAAUGGAUUUUUAAAAUUAGCAACUCAAUUGAAAACUAAAAUUGAUCAAUCAAACUCAAACGUUGUUGUUAUCACACUUGGCUCAAAAGGUUCUAUAUUUACAUCACCAAGAAAAACUGAUGAUUCUACAAGUAAAUUUGUUGAAUCUGUAAAAGUUUCAAAUGUUGUUGAUACUACUGCUGCUGGUGAUACUUUCCUUGGUGGAUUAGUAACUCAAGUUUCUUUAGGUCAAAGUAUUGAAAAUGCUGUUAAAUUUGCUACAAAAGCUUCUUCUUUAACUAUUCAACAUAAUGGUGCUUCAGAAACUAUUCCAACUUUUGAAAAAGUUAUUGAAAGUUUUAAAUAA
Molecule: messenger RNA, 1014 nt
Organism: Hansenula ciferrii
Lineage: Eukaryota; Fungi; Ascomycota; Saccharomycetes; Phaffomycetales; Wickerhamomycetaceae
Gene: RBK1
Product: putative ribokinase
Exons: 1
Coding region: 1-1014 (337 amino acids)
Biological process (GO): D-ribose metabolic process
Molecular function (GO): ribokinase activity
Source: RefSeq, a predicted model, not a curated record